CCUCUUCAGCUCAGCAAAGAGCAAAAGCAGUAGAGUGCAGAAGCAGCACUCCUCUCUCAAAGCGAGGAAGAGCUUACAAAAACAAAACAAAAAGACAUGGACUGAUAUACCUCUAAGAAACAGGCAAAAGAAGAGAAAUUGAAGAUCAUAUUCUUCAUCUAUCAAGCACUAUGUCUCGCCCUGUACACCGAAGACCAGAAUACCAUAAAAUAAAUAAAGAUCUCUUUGUCCUCACCUAUGGAGCUCUGGUUGCCCAGCUGUGUAAGGAUUAUGAGAAGGAUGAAGAUGUGAACCAAUAUUUAGAUAAAAUGGGUUACGGCAUUGGAACGCGGCUUGUGGAAGACUUUUUGGCUCGAUCCUGUGUGGGAAGAUGCCAUAGUUAUUCAGAAAUUGUAGACAUAAUUGCCCAGGUUGCUUUCAAGAUGUACCUGGGAAUUACACCAAGUGUGACCUGUAACAAUUCAAGCAAAAAUGAAUUUUCCCUGAUUCUAGACAAGAAUCCUCUGGUGGAGUUUGUGGAAGAGCUCCCUGCUGGGCGAUCUUCUCUGUGCUACUGCAACUUGCUCUGUGGGAUUAUCAGAGGUGCCUUGGAAAUGGUUCAUUUGGCUGCUGAUGUUACAUUCUUGCAAGACAGACUAAAAGGUGACAGUGUGACAGAAAUAGGAAUAACGUUUCUAAAAAAGCGAGACGAGAAAAAAUAUAGACGGAAAAAAUGAAGAAUAGCACGGAAAAUGCCACAGGGCGGCUAGUUGAGUUAAUAUUAGCUAAACAUGUAUAGACAUAAAAAUUUUGAAUUGCUUCAUAGCGUGAGCUUUGAAAGGUUUAUAAAUCAGCCAGAAAUUUGAAAUGCAGGGCAUGAAGGUUUAAAGGUUUUUUUUUCUUUUGCUUAUAAAUCACACAUUUUCAAUCUCAUGUCCACAAAAUUUCAUAUGCAAAUAACUCCUUAUAAGAUAGCAGGCAGGAAUUCCACAUCUUACACUAUGCAUCCUCAGAGAAGCUGUUCAUUCCAUUCGCGUAUGGUAAUGGGAAAAAAAGCAGCACCAAUACAAACAGUUGUGUAUUUAUCUCUUUGCUGAAAAAAAAAAGCAGGAAAUGAUGUAGCAUAGAGUUUCCUAUAUAUAGACAGUAGUUUCUAGAGACUAUAUAUUGCAUUCCUUAAAUAAAUAAUUCCAUAUUUCUAAAAAAAUAUGAUUUGAUUUUUCUCAUGUAUUAGCUUGGCUUAUAGCUUUAGCCUUCUGAUGCUACCCUUGAUUUGUAAUCACCAAGUCAAGCUAUUUAUUCAAUGAUAAUUUUGAAACAUUUAUAAAUAACAUUUAAUUUUAAUUUAUUUUAAUUUAUUUAGUUUAAAUAUAGCUGGCAUCAACCAAAUUCCUUCCUUUUCUCAUGAAAUAUUGCUUGAUGGUCAGGCCAGAAAACCUCUAAAAUAAAGGAUAAAUAAUAUUCUUUAAAAAUACUUUCUUACCCCAAAGCUUAUUAAUUAAGAAUUUCUACUAGCAUUUUCAUCCUCUAAAAAGUCUUCCAAAGGAUGUUUUCUUUGUGACCAGAACACAUUUAAAAUUCAAAUGUACUGAAUUAAAUACACAGUAAUCUUCACCAGACCACUGGCACACAAGGGCAGCGUACAAGGCAGCCCAGAAUCUACUGGGCUCUGCAGAGAGCCCAAAUUGCAAGUACAAGUUAUAAUUAGUGUGAUACUACCCUACAGAAUUGGAGAAAAUAUUUGUAAACUAAAUAUCUGACACCCUUGUGCUAUUAAUAACCAGAAUAUAUAAGGAGUUCAAACAACUCCAUAGGAAAAAAUUAAUAAUCCAAUUAAAAAUGGGCAAAAGAUCUGAAUAGACAUUUCUCAAAAGAAGACAUACACAUACAAAUGGCAAACAGGUAUAUGAAAAGGUGCUCAACAUCAUUGGUCAUCAGAGAAAUGCAAAUGAAAACUAUAAUGAGAUAUUAUCUCACCCUAGUUAAAAGUGGCUUUUAUCCAAAACAGGCAAUAGUGAAUGCUUGCAAAGACGUGGAGAAGAGGGAACUCUGGUACACUGUCGGUGGGAAUGUAAAUUAGUAUAACCACUAUGGAGAAUGGUUUGGAGGUUCCUCAAAAAACAAAGAAUAGAAUGAUCAUAUGACCCAGCAAACCCACUGCUGGGUAUAUACCCAAAAUAAAGGAAAUCAGUAUAUCGAAGAGAUAUCUGCCCUCCCAUGUUUAUUGCAGCACUAUUGACGAUAGCUAAGAUUUGAAAGAAAUCUAAGUGUCCUCCAACAGAUUAAUGAAAUAAAGAAAAUGUGGUACAUAUACACAAUGGAGUACUAUUCAGCCAUAAAGAAGAAUGAGGUCCUGUCAUUUGCAACAACAUGGAUGGAACUAAAGGUCAUUAUGUUCAAUGAAAUAUGUCAGGACAGAAAGACAGACUUUGCAUGUUCUCACUUAUUUGUAGGAGGUAAAAUUAAAACAGUGGACUCAUGGAGAUAUGGAGUAAAAUGAUGGAUAUCAGAGGCUGGGAAGGGUAGUUUCAAGAGGAGUGGAGACGGUUAAUGGGUACAAAAAUAUAGUUAGAUAGAAUGAAUAAGAUCUGGGCCGGGCAUGGUGGCACAAGCCUGUAAUCUCUGCACUUUGGAAUGCCAAAGUGGGAUGAUUGCUUGAGCUCAGGAGUUUGGGACCAACUUGGGUAACAUAGACCCCUGUCUCU
This is a messenger RNA of Symphalangus syndactylus (siamang), 2684 nucleotides long. It is a transcript of the gene TRAPPC3L, whose product is annotated as trafficking protein particle complex subunit 3L. NCBI's taxonomy places the organism in Eukaryota, Metazoa, Chordata, Mammalia, Primates, Hylobatidae. The record is from RefSeq and is a predicted model, not a curated record. Gene Ontology annotation, biological process: Golgi vesicle transport. Gene Ontology annotation, cellular component: TRAPP complex.